Messenger RNA from Ahaetulla prasina, 4635 nucleotides. RefSeq names its product BAF chromatin remodeling complex subunit BCL7C (gene BCL7C). Lineage: Eukaryota; Metazoa; Chordata; Lepidosauria; Squamata; Colubridae. The record is from RefSeq and is a predicted model, not a curated record. Bases 490 to 1155 code for a protein of 221 amino acids. The transcript has 6 exons.
UUCUCCUCUUCCUUUUUUUUUUUUUUUUGGGCAAAAAGAGAACAGCUAAAGAAGCCGAACAGAGACAGGAAGAAUGGUGGAGACCCAACAGAGGGAAGAAGUAAAUGAAGGCUGAGAUAAGAAAGACAGAGAUAGAGUGAAGGGGGAAAAAAAACACAUUAGAAAAUAAGGGCAGAGGGAAAAAAAACAACUGGAAUAAACUGAUGCAGGAAGAUUGAUAGGCAGCACAAGAGAGACAAGUGCCGGGCAAAAUUUGAUGGAUUAAUAGCAAAGGGAUGUACAUUCAGAAUCUUUCCAGCAUCCAGUUAUCUCUGUGAGCAAAAGAAGAUAGGGGGUGCAGAGAAACCGAUCAAAGAAAGAAAGAGGGAGAGAAAUGGGAUAAAGGGAACAAAAGAGCACAACUCAGAACUAACAGCUCAGAGAGAAAGCUCCCAAUUGUCUGCCCACUCUAUCCAUCGCAGCUUUCCAACUCUCCAAACUUCAGAUCUCAUGUCAGGACGUGCCAUUCGAGCCGAGACCAGGAGCCGGGCAAAAGAUGACAUCAAGAAAGUGAUGGCUGCUAUUGAGCAUGUCCGGAGAUGGGAAAAGCGUUGGGUGACGGUGGGAGACACCUCUUUACGGAUCUACAAGUGGGUGCCUAUUAUGGACCCUGGGGACGAGGAAAAAAGAAAUCUGGGAAAUAGCAAAGAGCAGCAGCCGACCAAAGAGAGGAGGUUUUCUCGAAGCAAUCCUGCUCUGCUCAUGUUGGACCUGAAUGAUGAGAACAGCAACCAGAGUUCGCUUUCUGAGACGUCCCUGCUGAAAGGAGGUGACACCAGCCCCACCCCUACCCCGGAUCGAAGCCAGACGGUGACUCCCACCCUCUUAGGAGACCUGAAGACCGAAGACUUGCAGCCCCCUCUUUUGGGACAAGAGGGAGAUUCUGGGGUGCUCCUUGAGGGAACCGAUGACCCUCCCAAGCUUAGCAAAGAAGAACCAGAUCACACGAUGUCUGAUUUCCAGGCCACGGACAAAGCAACUUGUUUGAAACCCACCAAAGAUGUGGAAAAACGAACCUCUGAAGUGGAGGAGUCUUUCUUGUUAGAAGGCCCCUCCCUGAAGCGGACCCGUACAGAGGAACCAGCUUUGCAGCCUACCCCACCCUCUGAAGUUUAACCUCAAGCUUCAGGCCUCUCCUUCCCAUUUCUUCUGAUAGAUGGAUCUAUGUGGGAGAACGUGACACAAUGUUAGCUAAAUAUGGUGUGUCCAAACCACCUGUCUGCAACAUGUCAUUGCUAGAGUACUUCCUGCUACCCCUUUGUGACAACACUGUUUACAUGAAACAUUCAUGUUUUAUGCAUGCAUGGAAAUGAGAUAUGGCUGUGGGAACGUAGGCCUAUGACCGAAAGAAAUCAUGUAGACUUGCAGAAAUGUGAAAAGCUGUUUACCUUACUUCUUACGCAGAAAUAUGAUUUAUAUAUUGGGAAUAUGAGAGAGUAAAAGUAAAGGUCUGUUUUAAAGCACACAUUAGGAAAGUCAAAAUCUUCCUAAAUUCUAUCUUCUAGCCUAGUUUCUCAGCAUGAAGGAGCAGCCUGUAAUUUAAAAGCAAGGCUACAAUUUUAUAUCCAUUCCAAAUCCAAAUUUUGCAGCAUGGAAACACAUAUUUUGGGAAAAGAGCAAAUUGCACAAUUUAAUUAUUUAAUAAUGCUAACGUUUAGGGUACCGGUGGGUUUUAAAAAAAUCUGGAAAAGGCAUGCAAGAUAUGUCUCUGUUACAGAUAGCUAUUUGUCUGGAAUGGUAUAGGGCCGUGAUGGCGAACCUAUGGCAUGGGUGCGACAGGUGGCACACAGAGCCCUCUCUGCGGGCAUGCAUGCCAUUGCCAGCUGCUCUUCUGUUUUCCAGCGUGCACACGUGUGCUGGCCAGCUGAUCUUUGCACGCGCAGGAGCACCAGAAACCCGAAGACCAACUGGCUGGGGCACAUGCGCGCCGGCCAUCUGGUUUUUGAAUUUUCAGCAUGUGCAUGGUCUUCACGCAUGCCAGAAACCCGAAGAACAGGUGGCUGGUGUACGCAUGCGCACCGGCCACCUGGUUUUUGGGUUUCCAGUGCUCUACCACAUGCGCAUUCUGGUCUGGGCACUCGGUGCUGAAAAGUUCACCAUCACUGGUAUAGGGUCUCCUGCUUGAGCAGGGGUUUGGACUAGAAGACCUCCAAGAUCCCGUCCAACCUUACGGUAUUCUAUGUUCUCGGUUUGCAGAUGACAAAUCCAAUGCUGCUUUGCCAGCCGAGAAAACAGAUUGAACUUUGAUGUGCAGGCACAAAUAAGGCCUGGAAUUAAGCCUCCAUUGAAAUGAUUAACCUUUGGUCUAAAGCAGGAAUGGGCAACUAUGGUCCCUUUAUGACCUGAGGACUUCCAACGUCCAGAAUUCUGAGAAUUGAAAUCUACAGGUCAUAAAGUUGCUCAGCCUGCUCUAGAGACUCUUUUUAUAGAGGCAUGUAAAAUAAGUUCAGGGCUGCCGUCACGUGGGUUCAGGGCGACCAUCUUGAUUGUCUUGACCUCUCUACAGAUGCUUUUGGAUUCUAUGCACCUGAGACACCAGGCUUUAUAUUCUGAGGAGAAUUUUUUCCCUAUAGUUAUUUCUGUUGCUGAAAAUUUGGUGUUGGAGUAGUUAGAAAAGCCAGGAGUCUUGUAUAAUGUAAAACAACAACAACAACACUAACCCACUUAAAACAGGACGGUUUCCUGCUUUGAUUCAGUUGCCACCUCAAAGAUGCCCCAUUUAUGCCUACUGUAAAGACUAAUUGGUACUUACAAGGCAGACCAACGGCUAGCCUUUGCUCAGGGGUUGAAGGAUCCCAGGGGAAAUGUGCAAAGCUAUAGUUUGUUGGAUAAUAACAGGCAAAAUGAAAUUUGCUUAUGGUUUCUCCUAAGGGAUAAUUCCAGCCAAAUGUAUGUAUAGGGCUGAGGCAUGUUUAGGAGCUACGUUAUAGCGUCAUGCUGUAAUUAUGUCACUUGCACCAACUGCAUCAUUCAAAUCAUUUCCAUCCAGGUAGUCCUUGACUUAUGACAGAAAUUUCAUACUCUAGUAUAGGUAGUCCUUGAUUUACAACUAUUCAUUUAGUGACCAUUGAAAAUCACAAUGGCACCGAAUGGUGACUGUUUUUCACACUUACAACUGUUGCAACCAGUGGUGAAAUGUAAAAUUCAUUACUACCGGUUUUGUGGGCAUGGCUUGGUGGGGGAGCAUAAUGUGACUGGGUGGCCCUGGCCAACUUUUUUUUUUUUACUUUUAAUAGGAUUUUUUCUACAACCUCUUCGGCUGGUUGUAAAAAAUGUUUUUAAAGGCUUCUGACAAUCCCAGCUGAGAUGCCUGAUCGUCAGAAACUUUUAAAAGCAUUUUUUACAACCUCUUCAGCUGAAGUGGUUGUAGAAAAAAUGCUUUUAAAAGGUUCUGAUGAUCCCAGUUGAGCCGCGCGAUCAUCAGGUUUUUUUUAAAACUUUUAAAAGCGUUUUUUCGGCCGAAGAAAAAAUGCUUUUAAAAGUAAAAAAAAAACCCUCUGAUGAUUGCACAGCUCAGCUGGGCAUGGGCAGGUGUGGGGGAGGGCACAGAUUUUUGCUACCAAUUCUCUGAACCACCCGCCGCCAUCGCUACCGGAUCGAACAAUCCGGUCCAAACCGGGGGCAUUUCACCCCUGGUUGCAACAUCUCCAUGGUCACAUGAUCAAAAUUCAGAUGCUUGACAACUGGCUUAUAUUUAUCACAAUGCUGUUUCCUGAAGUCAUGUGUGAUCACUUUUUGCUAUCUUCUGAUAAGCAAAGUCAAUGGGGCAACCAGGUUCACUUAACAACUGUGCUGCUAAUUUAACAACUGCAGUGAUUCACUUAACAGCUGUGGCAAGAAAUGUCAUAAAAUGGGGCAAAAUUUACUUAACAACUGUCUUGCUUAGCAACAGAAAUGUUGGGUUCAGUUGUGGACAUAAGUCAAGGACUACCUGCAUAGUCUUACGUUGAGGACUGCAUGUAAAGCACUAUCACGAGUGAUGUCAUACAGCCCUCACAGAUACUUGUGGUGCAGAGUUCCAACUAGAAAAUAAAAAUAAUAAUGCUUUCUAACAUUUUGGAAAGGAAAAAGAACAUUGUAGACUGCUUACUAAAGAUAGAGAAUUCAUUAGAAUUCAUGGUGUGAAUGCAUUUUUGUCCUUCGGGCGUCCACUUCUUAAGAUUGGCCAAAUUUCAAGUGUACACCGGUAUAUUUUCUCCAAGCGUGUUUGAAACACUACAAUCCAGAAAUUGUGACAAUCCACAUUGACAAUCCAUAUAGACAAGAAACACAUGUGUGCGUUAUUUGGCAUUAAGAAGUCAUUCACCAAACGUGGAUUUGCCUGAAGGAAGAGAUGUCGUUGUAUCCAUUCAAUUUGACCCAUAGGGUAUAGUUGCACAAUUUCUAAAAUGCAUCUGAGUUCUCAAUAGAGGUUUUUCAUGUGUGAAAUCAUUCACACAUCAUGAGUGAAGACAUUCAUUCAUAAAAGGUUAACGCAGUAGUAGCUAGUGAAAGUGUAUUAUUUGAUUUAGCAAUAACAUGCUAGCAUUUUUAUAUCUAUGGUUUUAUAAAAUUUACAUUGUAAUUUUCAUAGCUUAUAAACUCUUAUUCCUCAUU